AUGGAAGACGCAAAAGUGGAAAAUUCCCGUUAUAAUGUGAUUCCUGUGACCGACUACGAUCCAUUUGAGGUUUGUAGAAUAUUGUUAAGAAAAUCAUGUCAAAUCCUUGAGGUACAGAUUCCUUAGCUUUUGGCAAAUUAUAUAUUAUUGAUGAAGAACUUCACGCGAAAGCUACCGUACAAAUUCCUGGCAAGCAAAGCGAAGGUUUGAUGAACAGUUUCAAGCGCAAAAUUGUAUAUCGUUUUUUUUUAUCCUUGAGUGAAGAAAUUCAAGGUUUCUUGGGUGAAGGAUCGUUUCAUCUAAGGAGCGUAAUCGAGUCAACAUGAUUGGAUUAUUGUGUGUGACAAAUGUACGUCGACCAAUUUGCAUUUUGGUUUUACUUUUCGAUAAAAAUCGCCGAUCAGAAGCGGUUAUUCAAAUACUCUUGAAAGUCUCACGAUACGACGUACGCGUGUUCACCUGUUAUUCUCUAAUCAAGUUCUUUAAAACUUGUUAAGUUGUUCUAUACGAAGUGUUCUUGCUGUGUGAAAGCUUUUAAGAAGUGAUACGCUUACAAUAUCUGGAAUACAUACGUGAAAUUUACGGUGAAAUUAUUGAAACUUUUUUUUUAGCACUCAAAAGAAACUUCAGUCUAAGUAUCUGUGAGGACAGAUAAUUAAUUUUGAAAGGAAAUACCUCACAUUAUUAUACACUGAUGUUAGUACAUGAGUGAAUCAAAUUGUCAACAAUGUUUUGGCUCCAACUCACAGUACAAAAGUUAGAAGGGGGCAUAUAAUUUAUCUAUGAUGACACAAUAUUACCAAAAUAUUGUUAGGAAUACCUCUAUAAGCAAUAGUUGUCUGGUUUCCCAAACAACUUACAAUUCACAAGUUUUUUUCAAAUCCUGAACACUUAAUAUCACUAAUAUGAAAAAAAGAAAAUGACUUGACUUUCCAGACCUUAGAUUAAAAAACUUGUAGCAAGUCAAUUCUUUAAUUAUAUGAAUCUAUUCUUUCACGAUCUUGUUUUUUUAUUUUUAAGAAAUAAAAUUUAACUUUAAGUUAGUAAUUUACUUACUUAGUCAUUUGUUUACAGGCAAAGUUUGCAGCAUCCCUUUACUGGUUGGUGUUUCGUGCCACUGAGGAUGGAGAGUUUGAAAAUAUCCCCUCUCAAGUUACCAGUCCUAUUCAGAGGGAUUCGGAGGUAAAUAAUUAUUAUGCAGUCAGUCAGAUAAGGCAAUAUUAUUUAUCCUUAAAUACACAAAUUAUUAAAAUUUACAAAGGUUUCAAUGCCAGUCACAUAAAGGGCUGAUCUUCUAAAUUAUAAUGCCCUAGCUUCUAAUUUUCAUUGAUCUAAGUCAUGACCAUUUUGGUUGCUGUGGCAUAUAGAAAAAAAAAUUUUGCAACUUAAUUUUAAGUGAAAGUACUAGUUUGUGGUGGUCAAGUACAUUUAGUAAGCUGUCACAUUUUCAUUUUUUUCAUUUUUACAAGGCACAUGACUAUAUGACAAAGUUAUCAAUACUUUCUUACCAUAUCAUCCCUAAGUCAAUCAUUAACCUUUUAACUCCCAAGAUCAUCCCUGAGAAGCUUCACCUGAUAAGUUUGAAUAUCAUCAAGGUCUGAAGAAAUGGAUGUUGUUGGGAGAAAAAUGGGAGUUAAAAACAAAGUCAAGAAAAUGAUAAACUAAAGAAGCUCUUGAUUGUUAAAACAAUUCUCCCUGUCAGCACUAUAUUAAAUAUUUAGAGAACAGUACAGAGAAUAUGCAUACUGAUGUUAUGCUUAGGACUUCAUCUUUUCACCAGCCUCAUUAUGCCUUAUGUUUUAUCUCAAUAGAAGCGUAUAACUGUUCGUCCAGAGGUAAUAGAAUUCCUCACCAAAGGUGAGAUCUAUUGCCAGGUCUGCAAUAGUAUCUUUCAUGGAAAAGCUCCUGUGGUAGGUCAGUGGGCUGUUCUCCAGACCCUGUCACGCCAUGGAUUUUACGUGGUGGAGGAAGGUGACAUCGCUGUCACCGAUUCUGCUUUGCAGCAGAAGAAACCAUUUAGAAAGGUACCUUUUGUAAGAUUAAAAAAUUUAACUAAGGAAGUAAUCAAUACAGGUUAGUUGCAAUCAAAAGAAUUACAGAAAUGGCGGCCUAGCCACAAGGAUCAUUUACUUAAAUAUUAUGUGCAGGUGAAAAUGUUAUUUAUUUCCUUUAUUGUAUUUCAAGAUAUUAAAAAAACUUUGUAAAGCUCAUUCUCAAUACAAGCUGGGGAAAAAGAUAAACCUUGAAUCCCCAAGAAGAAUUGAAUCUUAGACCUUCAGAUUCCAUGGUGCGAUGCUCUACCACUGAGCUACAGAGACUCUACUGUACUCUUUUUGUCUCACCGCUGUUACAAGAUGAAAAAAAUUAUCUUUCUCUAUUUCUUUACCAAGAUCAAAAAAAAAAUGAUAAUAAAUCCAGUCCAGUCGAGAGUAGCUCAGUGAAGGAUUAUUUUUAGUUGUCAGUGGUGAACAACUAACAUUUCAUCAACCUUCACUUAUGUCCAGAAAUUCACACAGGAAAAAAAUGGCAGAUUUGACCAAAUUUUUGUCAAACUGAGUGAAUGUUAAUAGAUUUGACAAUUUUGGCCAAUUUUAGUCAAAUUUGUCAAAAUGAAAUCAGCUUGGGGAAAUUGACAAAUUUUAGUCAAAUUGAUUGAAGUGAAAUCAGCUCAGCCCAUUUGAUAAUUAGAUGAAUUUUUGCCAUUUUUGUUACUGCACGCAUUUCUGGACAUCACAACCUUAACCAAUGUCAAUCAUAUGGACCUGAUAAAGGGGGUAAGUUUCUUAGGAAACUGUGGUGCUGUGUCAGUGGGAGAGGAUAACAAAGAUAAUUUUGUUUUAGCAAUUGAGUUGAGAGUGAAUGGAAUGACGAAGGGCGAAAGCUUGAAAUGUCAGCAUAGAAACUCUUUACGGUGGCCAAGUUAGAUUAUCACUUCAGCUGAUUAAACCAAAUUAUCUUGUCAUAGGGACCUGAUGUUUGGAAUGAUUUACCUAACUAGCAACAAGGGAUGCUGUAUGUAUUCUGUUAAUCGCACAGUUUUAUUUCUCCAACAUGUUUUUAGUCAACUCAUCUUGCUUUGAUGGACUGCCUCAUGAGUGCCUUCUCUACACAGGCUGUUAGUGUUCCACAAGUUGUGCAGUGUGUCAGGUAAUUUACACAGGUCUCAAAUGGGAGAGUGUUUCAAUGCUCCAACUUUUAACCCUUUCACUCCUAAGAUCUCGUAAGUAAUUCUCCUUACUGACUGCUAUACAAUUCUUUUGAUUUUAGUUCUGAGAAUUUGUUAUUGGAUCAACUAAUAAUCCACUAAUUGAUAUUUCUCUUUAUUCUUAUCACUUGUCUGCUUGAUAUUGUAAGGAAAAAAUUCGGUUUUGGUCACUCGUGGGAGUGAAAGAGUUUACAGUGACUUGUGUCUAAGUUCUCCUCAAUGUAUUACUCCUGACUUCACUCCAGACUUCUCUUGAGAGUUUCAAUUAAAAAAAAAAAAAAAAAAAGGGGGGUUCCUUUAAAUGCAGUUGUUACGUGAGAUUCCCCUUGGAAGUUUUCUAUUGUUUGUUAGUUGCCAUGUGCAAAAGAGGAAGUUUAUCAAGUACUGUAUUUUUUUAAUUUUUUGUUUAUCAUUUACGCUGUUCACUUUUCUUUGAUUUAUCAGUAAACAGUUUAAAAUGCAGGAGAUGGAAAUGAGAAUCGAGAAUUAAAAUAUUACAACCAUAUUGACAGUUGUGGUUCUAAGGGUUACCCUUACUAAAAGUCAUUGACAUGAAAAUUUAGGUAAAAAUAGUAAAGUCAGCGAUCAAGCCAAGUGAGUCAUUUGUGGAACCUUAUCCCAGUUUUCUUAGGAUGAAGCAAUGAGGAGUAUCAUUGUAUCCUUCCCUGGUUGGGAUGCCAGUCGAUGGCAGUUUUCCAUUCCCAGUGUUUCAUCCUGUUUUCCUUCCAUUUUUCUAAUACCCAUAAUAUAUAGAUUUAGCCAAGCCUAAAAGCGGAGCUCACAUUUUUUUUCCCGCACGUCUCAAUGCCUUGCCCUGGCCAGGACUAGAACCUGGGUUGUCCGACUCUGAGCCUAGUGCACUGACCACUGGACUACUGAACAAAGCCGUGGUGUUGGCGUUCCCACGGUACAGUUGACCAUGCAUGUUAAAAGUAGCACCUUGUACGGUCGUACAUCCAAAUUUUUUUGGCUUGAUGGGUUACUACUAUUUUGUAUAAUUAUGGGGCUAUGCUCUGCAAGCUCCGCUAUUAUAACCAGUGUGAGUUUCUCCCCACCCCAUACAACAGGACCUUAAUGUUUGACUCAAAGUGUGUUUUCUGUUGAUACCCACAGUAAAUUUUCAUCAUUCAAUGCUUCUAAAGAGCUACCAUUUGAUCUGGAGGAUGCACUCCUUCUGUGGAUCAACAAAAUCUCAGCAGUGUUGAAUGAAAAUCAGCUGAAGAAGCAGAAGCAACAUGCAGAACAACUUCUACAGAACCAAGACAAAGCCAAACGAUUCAGGUUUCGCCGUGAUCAACUGCAGCCAAAAGUGCAGACAGUAUUUCCUUUGAUGGAAGAACUUUUGAAAGAUGUCAGUGAUGGAAAAAGUUUGCUUGGGAUUUUAAUGUUUUAUCAUCCAACAGUGAUUAACAUUGAAGGUACUUUGUGAUGUAUAAUAAUGUAAACCCCAAACAUGUUUGUUUGAUUGUGUGCGUCUGAUCAUCAAUGUAAGAUUACUUUUAGUAUAAUUUUGUAUUUAUUUAUAUUUAUUUAGUGUGUUUUUAUAAGUUUGUUGUAUUUGGUUUUCUUUUUUUUUAUCAGUUGUAUUUUUUGACAUUGACUCAAAGUGUGUUUUCUGUUGAUACCCAUAUAAUGCUCAUAAUUUUGCUGCCCUCUUGUAUUUAACCCUUUAUCUCCCAUGAGUGACCAAGACUGAAUUUCUCCUUACAAUAUCAAUACAAUAUCAACUAGAUUAGUGAUGAGAAUAGAGAAAAAUAUCAAUUUGGUGAUAAUUAGUUGAUCCAAUAUAAAAUUCUCUGAACUAACAUUAUAAGAAUUGUAUGGUUGACAGUAAGGAGAAUUACAAAUUUGAUCUGAGAGUUAAAGGGUAAAGGCCAGUUUCUUGUGGGCAUAAUCACUAUUUAAAGUCAGUUUUCCCUAAAGUUGUUCUUGGCACAUUUCUCUGUCUGGGAGUCAAGUCUUCAACUUAAAAGUUAUUCGCUAUUGCAGUUAGAUAUAAGACAUCAUCAAUUUUCAACCUGCCACUGUGUUAGCUGUGUAAAUAAAAUUCUGAGUUAAGAUGAUAAAAAAAAUACUUAAGGGUUGUGAGUCGCUGUACUUUUCACAGAACCAGAGACGUGGUUAAUCUGGGUGAGGCUAGUCCUGAGAAGGAAUGUUGUCUGUAGUGUAUGGUUACUGAUAUUUAGACAACCUCAGUGGAAGUCAUUAUCAUAGCUGUAUGGUCAAAAGCUUAUUUUGUUUGGUUUAGUUUAUAGCAAUUUAUGCUAAUUUAAUUGGGGGAGUUGGUAUGGUUUGUGGAUUAAAUCAUAGCAGUGACUUUAUCUCUCUUCUCAAUUUUCAGAUGUGUGUCUGGGGAAAAAUCUUGCAACCGAAGAUUGUGUCCACAAUCUAGACUUAUUCCGCUCUCUUUGCAGUCAAUUUAUAUGCACCUCAGUCCUUGCUCUUAAAGUUGAAGAUUUUCUUUAUGGAUCACAAGCAAUGAAACCCAACGUUAUUGCACUUCUGGCUGAGAUAUUCCAGAAAUGCGAAGUGGAAUCAGGGUCUGAAAACUGUGUUGUCUCAAAACAGACCUCUAAGUCAGAUGCUGACUUGCAGCACAUUACCGCUAACAAAGAAAAUAUGAUUGAUAAUAAAUGUUCCAGUGCACCAGUCUUGAAUUCUGAUGAAAAUAAAUACACACAUGGGAGCCCAAGAGAAUCUUUGAAAAGUAAAAGUGAGAGAUCAUCCUCAUUGUCUGGCAAGUUAACUGGCUCUGCAUUGGAUGCUGUUAAGCAGGAGACCAGUGUUGUGUGGAAAUCGCAAAGUGAUGGUCAAGUGAAUUCAAACAGUCGACUGUCAUUUAAGUCACCAUUUCAUCUGGAUUUUACUGAUGAUUAUGACAGCCAGCAGCCCCCUUUAAAUGGGUCAUUGCCAACUCAGGGUGUUGAGAAAGACAAUGAAAAGUUCAAUGAAAAAGAAAAUCCAUUCACUGGAAUACUUCAGAGGCCUGUUCUUGCAGGUGAGACCAGGAAACACAGCUUACCUGCAAAUAUGACUGUAGGGCAUGGUAGCCCCCGAACCACUCCCAGGCAAGAGGUACAACUCCUGCUGCGACGCAAUAAACAGAAGCAAAGAACUCUUGACCUGGAAGACUGGGACAUGCAACAAGAAGAAGAAACGGAAGUAGUCAGAGGUAAUAUCAGUGAUAAAUCUUAUAUUUAAAACUGUGACAUUUUUGUUAUUUCUUGCUUUGGUCAAUUUGACGAAAUUGUUUAAAUAAACCUUAAUGAUUCAAUUCCAGAUGAGUAAAUGAUAUUAGAUAAUUGUUUGAUCAAUUAAAUUCAUUUUGACUGAAGUAAAUUUAUUUUUUUAAAAAAAGCUGGUAUGAAUUCCUAUAUCAAAAAUCAAAAAGUGAAUUGUGGCUUUAUUUUAUCAGUCAGUGCUAACCAUUGUGUUUCAUUUUUUAAUGUUAUUUUAGAAUGAACUUAAGAGAAUUAAAAGUUGAGCAAAAUAGGGUUACUAUCAGUCAAAUAGACAAUUGACAGAAAAAGUAUCAGUCAAGGCUUAUCAUAAUUGUUCAUCCUUAAAAUCCCUUAAAAGGCAUUUAUAUCAUUAAACAAGCAAUUUAAAUUGAACUCGCGCUAAAAAUUUUAAAACCUAAGAACAAAAUGACAUAAAAUUUACAUUUUUUCUAUUGCAAUUUGAUUUACGACAUCGAUAAUUUCCAGCCACCUGCAUAUAUUUCUACUUAAUGUCUUUUUUUCAUCCUUUCCAUCUUGGCGAGUCACAAUACAUGUUAUGAUAAAGUGCUUAUUUAACAGAUUUUAGCUUUUUUUGGACUCAGUGCUUCUUAAGCUCAUUUCCAUAGCUUUUGUUUGUUUUUGUUUUGGUUUUUUUUUUAUUAGAAUUUAUCUUCUGUCUGUACUAUCUGCAUUUAGCUUUUAAAUUGUAUAAAUUCAUAGAUUGUUAUCCAGUUUCCAAGUUGAGGAAAACCAAAAAAAUUCCAAUUUGCCAAGGGCUUGGGAAAUUCAUUUCCUUUUUGCCAAAUUGAAUUAUUUUUGAAGUGGAAGUAAAGGAAAUGAUUUGCCUCAAGGACAUAUCUUGUGCUUUUUGACAUUAAAAAUUAAUGAAACUAGGCGAACAAAAUAUUCAUGAAUGCACAAUUGUGCAAUUUUGUACGAUUCAGUUGGUUGCUGUGUUGACACUUUUUUCUGGAAGGUAUAAGCCGCAUAAAAUCAAAACUAUCAUGGUUUGUGCGGCCAGAUAACUGAAUAUAUUUUUACAGAGAUUAUAAAUAUUAUUUCUUCAAUAUUUUUGCCAUAGACAAUUGUGACAAAGGUACAAUAAUUCACUAAUUUUUGUUCAUGUCUCAAAACAUUGCUAGAAUAUUUUUUUUAUUCGAAAACCUGGUAAUAUUCUAGGAUUUUGAUCGGCAUUAUUGUAUUUUUUUAUGGCAAGUAAUAUUGUGAAAAUGACAAACAACACUGGAUGUAUAUAUAAAAGCAGAAAUUGUACAGUACUGUCAAUAAUCAAUGUUGUGAGCUUGCUUUCAACAAAACCAUAUGUUGUAUUUUCAUGAUAGUUAAAUAUGGAAAUGUGGUUUAUUUUGGUCAUCUGAAUAUUUUUUUCUAAAUUCCUUGGAUUCAACAUCUCUCUGGUUUUGUGAAAAGCACAGAGACUUACAACCUUAAAAUAUUUUUUUUCAAGUGAUAGCAUUGCUCACUGACCUAACAGCUGGAAACAAUGAUUUUAAAAGCUGAUGUAAACCAUUUUAAAUUUAAUCUAACUUUGCAGAUAAAAGUAUACUUCAAAGAUACUUACAAGGUAUGUCACUUCUUUAGGUAACAGUGAAUUCUCCUAACUAACUUGUGAGUAAAGUCAAAAUAUUUAAAAUGGAAUAAAUAUUUUCAAGGUCCACAAACUGUGAUGUAGCUCCUAUUAUCUGUUCAUUUCCAAGCUCUUAGAAGUAAUUCUCUUUCAUGAGUGCCAUAUGCCUGCUGUGCAGAGAAUAUGGUGUUGGAUUGAUUUUACAUCCUUGAGUAGAAAAUUUUCUGAAUUCCCUCCCACUGUUUUCUGAUUAUUUCCUAGAGCGAAAGGGCCAAGAUCAGUGAGGAAUGCUAAUUUAAAAAUCUACUCAUGAUAAUGCAUUUUAUAAUGUUUUGAUUUGUGUCACAGAACUGCAUCUCAACGACUUACAGCGUUCUCAGUCACUGACUGGUCUUGAUAAAGCAAAGGUAGGACCCAGGCAGUCAUUCCAUGCCUGGAGGGAGGAUACUGGGGCAAGUUUGUCAGACACCAAUCUGGCCUCAAGCAGAAGUGAGAGAAUAUCACUUGACUUCAGGUAAGUUUUAGUGUCCAAGUGCAUUUUACAAAUCACAAGAAACAUAAUCAUGUGAGUUUGUUGAACUUGGGGUACAAAGCUGGAUUUGAGCAUUGGUUGGGGUGACUCUGCUUCAUCUGAAUUCUAGCAUUGACUGUUGUCACUGUAAUGUCUCUGGAUCUGGGAGUAAAUGGGUUGACUGUGCUGUGUCUGGAUUUGACCAUGCAUUGGGGUCACUGUGUUGAGCUCCCACACUGGAGUGGUGACAGUGUGCUGUUAAAUUGUUAGGGUUUUAUGCCAACAGGCUACAGCAGUGCAGUGUCUCUCAGGGGCUAACCCUUGAACCCCUGAGGGUGAUUAGCAUCUUAUUUCUCCUUACAAUAUCACCCCUGAAUCACACAUCUAGGUCAUGAGAAUAAAGGAUAUGAUCACCAACUAAAGAAGUACUUGAUUGCCAAUCAAAUUCUCCUUAUCACACAUGUAUAGUUAACAGUAUGGAGAAUAUGCAUAUUGAUGUCAGGGUGUAAUGGGUGAAGUACCUAUAUUUACUAAAGCAAAGAGAUUGGGGAACAUUUUCAAGCAUUUCCCAAAUGCAUUGCUACUCUGCCCUUGAGGACAGGGAGCUGGUCUGUAGCUCUUAGUUUAGGCCAGGACACACAAAGUGACAAAUCACUUUUACACAUCACAUGACAAAUUGCCGUAAAGCCCACCUCCUGUGACAUGGGAAAUUUUCAGGAAAAGUUUUGUCACUGCAAUCAUUCAAACAAAUGCACUGGUUUGAAUUUGUGCGAUUGAUCGCCGAGAACACAAUUUAUUGCUUUUUAUAGCUCCAAUUCUCUUAUUUCACCCAACUAACAUGUAUCUCAAAUCCAAUUUUCUUUUAUCAGACCAAACCUAACAACCAGUGUUCCUCAGAGGAGUACAGAAGGUGGUGCCCUCCAGAGGGAUACCCGUGAGACCCAUGUACCAAUGAUGUCCUCAAAAGCUACCCGUGAAGAACACACAUCACAAGACAGCCUGUUGUCCAAUCCCAAGUCAACCGACAGUCUGAAUAUGAAACCAUUUGGAGACCAGCCGACAGAAAGACAGAAUUAUUUGCCUUCAGGUAGAAGGAGUCAGACGAAUAAAUUCUUAAACUCCCCGAUAUGGCUAUGUCCUUGUUGACUAUAUGGGAGGGCUGCACGUGAAAUAUAUCGUGACCGAGAGCCAAAUAUUUCCCUCCCGGUCCUCCCACUGAGUCAAUAAACAAUUUAUCAUAUGACUGCUAAAUGUUAAAAAUUUAAAACACAGUUUCGAUAAUCUUAGAAACCUUAAAAUUCCGCGAAAAAAGCCAAAACAGAAAAUUGUCUUCUUGGUCCUCAGGUGUUAGUCACACAAGUGUGCGUGACAGCUGCAUGAGCGACAUCUCAACUAAAGAACUGAAACAGUUUGAGGAGAUCGAGGCCAUGAUUCUGGCGGGAAGAAGUGUUGAGACUCCUCGCAGGUUCGGAAAACCGAGCAAACUUCCGAAUGCGUCCGAAUCUCAAGACGACGACGACGAACUUAACACGAGUGUCAGUAGCGAGGACAUGAAUAAGUUUAGACUGGAAGUAAUGCAGCGGCUCACACAGGAUAAGUUACGAGAGAUCCCGGAUGAACCUGUAAUAGAGAUGGAAGACGAUGACGAUCCUAUAAUUCUCGCCCGCAAUAAUGCGGCCAGCAGUCCUAGGAAUCCAACGGAGCGCACGCGCCUUGAUGUUCCUGACGAACCCACGGAAGUUCCAACGGAUCAGCUGUCUCCGAUAACGGAGACGACGGAGCCGUGUCCGUCUAUCGCGUCAAAUCCAAACUCGGCGUCGAAUUCCACCGCCCCAAGCAGCCCGUGCUCACCUUUAGACGUUGCGCCGUUCAUGCCAGCGUUUUUUACAACUUCCCCUGCGAACACAUUGGACAGGAAGAUGCAACGAUUCAGUCUUAAAGACAGAGACAACACUUUAGUCGCAGAUGACGAUGAAGACGAUGACUUUUCUGGUAAUCCUGAACCUAGUGCUACGCCCAGGUUUAACGAAAUGCCGGCAAACAAAAGCCGGGAAUUUUCAUCUAGGAGUAAGUCCUUCGAACAGCUCGCGCGUGGUAGCUACACAGUUGGUCACAUUCCUGUGGAAACGGCCAAAGCAGCUGGUAUCCCUGUGAUUAACGCAAGCAUUGAGGAAACUCGUCCCAGGGCGAAUUCAAAUUCAGAACUAUACGGCGUUUUACCAAGUAGAAAACUCAACCAGACAGGUACUAAUGCGAGCCAGAAUUUGUCUGCAUUUCGACCGUACGUGUUGUCCGCGCGUGAAGAUGAAGUGGGAGAGAUAUUCGCACCCGAAGGCGUAGACGGGAGGCGGGACUCACUCGAGACUUCGCCCGUGCAUUCACCUGUACCCGCUUUAACUCGCGGGAAACGGGAUGACACUCGACAAGAGGCUGUUCUCCGAUCUCGUGAUCUACAUGCACUGGACAGCCCAGGAGAUGUGGUAAUUUACGAACGUUCUUUGUCGAGCUCGCACGGGACUCAAGAAAACGUUCCAACUGAAAAACCCAAAGAACAAGGUAACCAAAACGAAUGUGCGCAAACACAUUCUGCAUCUGUCAACCAAUCAAAGAAAGCGGAAGCGUUUGUGUUUGAUUUUGACCAAGGUGUUGUGCAAAGUUAUGAAAUUAAUCCUGCUACGCAAGACUAUAGAACUUAUAACAAUGGCAAACGUGGAAGUCUUGGUGAUGGCAGCAAUUCAAUGCAGGGUAACCAGGUUCUUAAAAGAUCACAAGAAGACCGUUUUGCAACAUUCAGUAGAAACUCUCCUAGAGGUGCACAAUUACACAGGCCUCAGGAACAGGAAUUAGCCUCUAGUCGUGAAACAAAUGGCGGCCAAGUUUUCAAAGAAAGGACAAGUGUUGAUAUGAAAGAUCUUCGAACGUCUGACGGAUUUUCAACGUAUAGGAAAAAUUAUUCGCCAGAAAAGAAAGCAAAUGAUGAAAAUGGAGUCUCUGGAACAGGUAUAGAGAGCUGGGAUGUGCGGCGGUCAGACGGGUUUUCAACUUUCAGAAAGGAACCUAUGGCUGCUUCAGCAGAUAGUACGUUGGCGCAGAAUAAUAUGGCCUCUUUUCAAGGUCAGAGAGGAAUCGGAAUUGAUCCAUUUUCAACAUUCGCCAAAUCUACCAAGAGACAGGAAAGUAACCAGGGUCGUGAUCAAGUCGAAUUACACCACUCUCCUGAACAAGAAUCAACGACAGCUGUCGUUAGAGGAUCCGUUCCGAGCAGGGGAGGAGAGAGUGAGACUGACGCCAACCCCAGAGGGGGAGAAGAGGAGCCGGUUCGCUCACCUGGUGCGUCAAACAUUUUGCGGUCUCGGACCUUCAGGAAAACGCCCACCGGUCAAAUCGUUGAGGAUUUUAGUAUUGGUACCAGGAAUUCUCCAGUGCAUAACGAACUACGUUCUUCAACAAACAGCGACCGCAAAGACACUGGACAGCACACUGUAAAUAAACACAUCCAGGAUAGCCCAGAGGGAACCGGAAGUUAUAAUCCACACCGGAUCAGUUGGACGGAUGAUCAGGAAGCUGGGGCGAGGCUGAUCAAACAGUUGAAUGCCAGUAAAGAAAUGUCGGUAAGGAAAAAGUAAUUUGAAGAAAAAUUUAGAAAGACAGAAACUGCGUAAACAGCACAGGUGAUUCCAAAUAAGUAAAUAUUUGUCUUUUUUUCCACAGGCCACCCCGAAAAGUCAUGACAGUGAUAGUCCCAGAAGGCGUGGCAGCCCCAGACAUACAGGCCGUGGAAGCCCGGGAGCGAGAAUCAGUUGGCUGACUGCCGCCCGGAGUGGUGUAGGAGGGCAGGUCAUGUUGAAUGACAAAGGUAAGGGAGGGGAUGGUACAGGGAAUUGUCAUCUAUUUUUCCUUCUCCUGGCUGGUUCUGGACGUUGCAUUGUAAGUCGCACUGGGCGGGGGUGGGGAGAAAGGGGAUAGAAAGAACCACCCCCCCCCAUCUCCCUCCUCCCUUCCGCGAGCUCUUGUAAAGGAAGUGACGACAAGUUCUCGCUGACAAUAAACUGACAACUUUUAUAACAAUUACAAACUCACAGGCGAUAGAAAUAUGAUGCCCUUUAGUAAGCAGAUUUUUCGCUGUGGUUUUGACCUUUGCUCGCCCACACCUGAAACCUAAUUUAGCCUGUGGAGGAAAAUGCCUUGCUUUCACAUCCGGUGAUUUUUUUUUCUAUAUUUAGUUUGAUUAGAAGUUUUAAAAAGGCAUUUGGGGAAUUUUUAGACACCAUGCAAUUAAACCCUUAUUAGCAUUGACAGAUCUUUAGGGUAAUAGCAGGCAGAAAAGAUGUUUAUGAAUUCUGUUUUGCGGCAAACAUUUUGCGUCGAGAAACGGAUGUUUGGCUCGGGCCGCUAGGAAAUGACUGCAAAAUCAAGGUCAGGUAAAAUACGGCAAUCCGGCUGGGAUUUUGUGCAGUUUUGACCCUUUUCCGCCGGUGUUGAGAUCCAUCGAGGUGUGGCAGACAAAUUAAUUUUCCUUGGCAAGAAAUCCUGGACGUAAUCAACUCGAACCCACCGAUCGCUUUAUAUACCCGGUUGUGGCAUUUUCUGCUAACUCGACCGUUCUUCUGUGAUCUACUGAUCUUUUUUGGAUGUUAGUGGUAUCUUUCUCAGUUUACCGCCAGUAUUUUGUUGGCGAACAGUGAUUUUUUUUCCGCGCGUUACUGUCCUUUCGUGCUCGUGUGUGACUGUGUUUACGCGCGAAGUUUACGACAUCGAUCAGACACGCCUGAGUAAUGCUAAAAGCAUUACACUGGCUUUUUCAUCUGUAUGACAAAGACGCUCUGAAGCCGACUCUUUUGGAUUUGAAGAAAUUUCUCCUGCCGCUGUGAAUUUAAGGUGAGUGUUCCGACAGUCUUUUAACCAUACUGAUGAAUAAUACAUGCAAGGUAAUAAAAUUGUUGAUACUUGCGAUUCUCGCCCUUAGUGCUGUAAUUUGCAUGUAAGAACUGAAUAUAUUAACUUGUAAGUCGUGGCAUGGUGUAUUUAUUUCUGAGUGUUUUAAUCGGAUCUUGUGUUGUUUUUCACCGUCCGUGACUGAGUAAUCUCUCAAAUUUGCCAAGGUUCGCCUGGAGUGUGACGACUGAACCGAAGGAAACACAGAAAUCGGGAAAUUGUAAACAGACUUACGGAUCGUGGUUUUGUUUUUUUACAUAAGCGCUGUAAUGUUGCUUCGCCCAUACUGUUGGAUGUUGUGUAGGAAAUGUCGCUCAUAAAUUCAACGGCGGUGAUGUCAUCUGCCAGAAAGGGAGAAAUUAGCUUGUGAUUCGAUCGUCAUCUUUCAGAAAUAGUUUCCAGUCGUUUAUAGUGAGUUCGUCAUUUAACACGGCUGUUGUGUUGUGAACAUCACUCGUUCAUCAGACAGACACGCGCAGUUUUUUCUUCCUAGAGUACUUCUUGGCGAGGCUCUGACCGCGUUUGAUUUGCGUUAUCUCGUCAAUCUCUGUGAUCUAACUUUAGAGGGAACACCACCGAGAAGUUCACGUAUUAAUAAGCGAGCAAGCGGGGAAGAUCGAAGAAGUUAUUUCACAGGACCUGUCGAAUACCACCGGAAACCAACGUGUUUAUAAUCUGGUGCUGUUUGUUCCUUUGAGUGUACCACACUGAGCGGUUCUAAUGCUCGGUGAAGAAGUAUUCAAGGUAGAUUUCUUGUUUAUUGAUAUCUUUGUACUGGAGCCUUGUGUUUUUUUGUAUCCCGGCUUUUAACCUUCACAUUCGCUAAAACGUUUCGUCUUUCAAUCUCGGGUUAAAUACAUGCUGUAGCAGGUUAGCAGUUAAUAUUAAACUGGAUUCAAUACGGAACUUUUUAGCUGCGGUGUUUUGUAUUUUUUUCUUCAUUGCAUCGACAUUCUUUGUCAGCACAGAAUCGAGAUGUGUACUUUUAUCGUAACGAGGCUCUUAGUUUUUAGAAAGCUUUUUCUGACUUUAUUAAUUGUUUCUAAUUGUUUUAUAUCCGAAAUGUCACGUAAUUUUUUUGGUGAAAUCGAACUCAACCGUGCUUGACAAAAUAUCAUCAAUUCAUUGAAAGCACUCAUGCAAUAUUUAUAAUAUUUCUGUUAUAGAGUUAUAUUCGCCCAUACUCUAUUUCUAAGGGAGAGAGAUGUUUGUUUUUGUUUAAUUCUGCCUUUUAUCCUCUAUUUGCUGAGCCAAGUUUGAUGAAUGUAUUAUGAGAGGCAAAAUUAUCUUCAUCUAGUUUACAUUUUGUACAUUUUUCGCUCGUCAAGGGUUAUUCGGCGCCCUUUUGUAAAUAUGAAAGUAAUAAGUACCAUGCAUGUAUAUUGGAGUUAGAUGCUCACUUUUAUAUUGCUUUCCAAUUUAUCGAUUUCGUUUAGAAUAGAUUUUGUAUCUUGUCCUCAUGAUGGAUAUUUUUGGCUUAAAAUUAACCCGUUUUGUGAGAAAGAGAAGAACUAUUUGCGGUCCAAAAGCGUUGUGAAAUGAUUAUUUUGAAGAUAAUUACUAACAUGUUUACCUAAUUAAGGGAAAACGCUGAAAGUUUGUUUCAUUUAUCAACUUUUUUUUGUUUUUUUCGGAAAAUGAACUGAAUUUCUCGAGCAGAAUUUUUCGAAAUAACCUCUUCACUUCGGUUCUUUAGGUGAAAACGAAAAAACGUUUCUGCAAAUAUUUACUAGAUGAUACACAUAAUGUUUUCUUUUUCCAUUGAUUACAAAUAGCAACCCAAGUUAUUUUCACCGUAGUUUCCCGCAAGUUACAUUAAUUUACAAAAGAAAAAUAAAUUAUUAGAGUUUUAUUUGUAUCGAACGCUAAAAUGGGCAGCAAAAUCAUGAUAAUAUUGAAAUUUUUAGUCUACCUUUAUGCCUAGCGGCUAAGAACUUGAAAAUCUCUUUUCCAGUAUAGCGUUAUGUACAUCAGUUCUUACAUGCAAAGGCCGACCCUAAUGCUUCAAACAAUCUAUGUCGAAAUUUGUCCUUCCAAAAUAUAUAUAUAUAUUUUUUCUUAUUUAUUUUCGAAUGAUAAAGUUUUUUUAAUUUUCGUCGUCUCUUCAGAUUGCAUGCAGAAAGAAGCUUCAACAGAACUUGCUGCUGGCGAAAUAUCUCAUGGGCGAUCGUGUUUCGUAGCAACAGUGGUUAUCCGCCCUAAACACAUGCGCAAUACUGAGGGAGCUCCAUGGGAUUUGCAAGAAAAUGGAACCAAAGAGGAGCCCGCGGGUUUGAGGCUGAGAGCAAGUGCUCGUUUUGGUCCCGAAGAUGACACACCGGUAGUUGAAUCAGGAUCGUUAUUAAGGAAUACUGGUACAACGACUAGUUUAGAUGGUGAAUGUAGUUCUUCUACUGAGAUAUUUGAAAAAGAAAGAAAUAUGUUACACAGCGAGUCUAGUCUCGAGCCAGACACUCGGACAGGUGGGAGUAUUCGUGACAGAAUAGCGGCGCUUAAAGCUGCCUCGGGAAUGAAAACACUGGGUGUUACUCCAGGCAAAGAGCAGGUGAAGAAGCCUUUUACCAAACCUGCCGUUAGAGCGCGCGAAGACGAAGAAAAUGAAAAAGUGAAAACAGACCUAGGAGGUGAAUCUCCAAAAUCGAACGAAGAAUCGUCGAAGACAGAACGUGAAUCUGAGAUGUCCCAGAUCUCUCCAAAAAAUAGCAUCGCGUUCGAUGUGGGAUUCCAAAAUGCGACAAAAAGUCGCCCGCCGCCCCCUCGUGUGUUGUCGAGAUUUAAAACUGAUAAUUUCGAAUCGAAAAACGAGGAAAUUGUUUUAGAAUCACCGGUUGCGGGUAAUAAAGAAAUUGGGGCCGUUACGGACAAAGCUUUAGCCUUUGAAGUCAGCUUUGACGAUGAACUGCGUUCAAAACGCGCUAAGGAUGAACCUUUUCUGAUGCAAUCACCAUUCAAGGCCCUGAGAACGCGUUCUAACCUCAGACGUCAACAGAACUCGAAGCCGUGCCAGCCAAUUAGGGCGCUAGAGGAUUCGGAAGAUAACAAUAGCUCUGAAUUACCGAAGCUGCUUAAACGAAACACAUUCACUUUAGAUUCUGUCUCAGAUCAGGGAACACCGAUCGUUAAGGUUUUAGACGAACUUGCUAGUAAGGAAGAAGCGAGACAAAAAGGAAAUGUGGAGUCAGGCGAGCGUGGCACAAAACGCAGUACCUUCACUCUAGAGUCUGUAUCCUUAUCUAAAGCUAAUGUCACUGAGAGUGGGCUGCCUGUGGUCAAUGUACUCAACGACUCUUUGAUUAAGAAGGAAUCUGAACUAAGUCAAGUGGAAUUAAACAUUGCUACGACAUCUUUGUCAAACGAAAUUUCUCAAAAAAGAAGCACUUUUACUCUUGAAACUGUAGCGAACGAAUUAGAGUGUGCGACAGAACAAGAAGAGAGACGAGUAACCCAAUAUGAAGAACACCAUCCAGGCCCCAUUACUACCGAUACGCUCGCCAAGCAGACUUUGACGUCAGAAGAGGAACUUGUGACCUCCGAGAAACGUUCAACAUACAGUUUAGACACAGUUUCAUCGUCGUUACAAAGGGGAACUAACCAAGGUGUACCUGUCAUUGAAGUUUUAAAUCAGCUCGCUAAACGCGAAGAAUUGCAAUCGCCUGUCGGGAGUGAUGCUGACAGUUCACCAGCUUUGGCCGAUUCCGUUCAAAAACGUGGUACGUUCACUCUUGACACUGUGUCACAGACCAUAGACGACGAGGAGAAGAGGGGCGUGUCUACAGUGAAAGUGUUAGAUCAGCUUGCGUCUAAACACGAGUCCACUUCAUCGACUGAGGCAAACUCGGAAGAAAACCUCAAUACUGUGACUCACCAAAAUCGUGGCACCUUCACCUUGGACAGCGUGUCGCAGACUCUAGAAGAUGCCGAGCGUAAUGGUCUACCGGCAGUUGAGGCGUUAGAUCGUCUUGCUUCUGAUCAGGAGACUCAUCUGAUCCUUGAUGCUUCACGUGAAGACAAAGUGAAAACUGAACCACCCCAAAACCGAGGCACUUACUCAUUAGACUCAGUAUCUCACGCGAUCGAGGAGGCCGUAGAGAAAGGAAUUCCAGUUUCCGUCACGUUGAAUAACUUAGCCCAGGAGGGGAAGACCCCUGCGCGUGCUCAUGGUGACGCUUCUGCUGGCGACAAUUUUUGCCGUCUCAGUGCACACCCCGAUGUGGAAGCACAGCCACAUGACGAUCGGGACGAGAUCGAAGCCUGUUUCGAGGAUGCUCUGGAACAACUGGAGGAUUGCUUGACUUUUGUGACCUUCCCAUCGGCUUCUGAUCGUAGAAGAUCGUAUUCUGACAGGAGGCGAUCGUUUACUGACCGGAAUGAAUCGUCUAAUGAUGGGGGACAGUUGUCAUCUGAUCAAGAACGUUCUUCCGAGACACCUGGAAAGCGUGGCACGUACGAUCUCGACGAUGUAUCCAAUUCUGUCGAAGUUGGUACCAAAGUGGGGAUCCCUGUUGUUGAAACGCUGGAACACUUGUCAAAAACAAAGAGCCGUCAAGGGCAAUCUUUUCAAGAGACUCGCCAGUUUGAGCAAAACAGAAGAACUUAUACGCUGGAUGAAGUUUCCUUUUCACUUCAGAAUGCCUCUGAGAAUGGUAUCCCUGUGGUUGAAGCUCUCCAAAACAUAACUAAAAGUGCCAAGCUAGUUCAAGAGACUGGGGAUAGGGCUCAGAAGCGAGGCACAUACACCCUUGAUGAUGUAUCGAAGUCGCUGGAGCGCGCUAAGAGCACCGGGAUGCCUGUUAUUGAGGCGCUAGAGUCUUUGUCAAAAGAAAAGUCAUCGAGUCCACUAAGACUUAAGAUCCCAGAGAGAGGCGGUGAAAACAGAGGGACUUACACUUUGGAUGAAGUGAGUCAUUCACUGGAGAAGGCAAAACAGAGAGGUCUCCCUGUUGUGGACGCUUUAGGGCAGUUUACACAUGCUAAAGAUGGCGUCUCUCUCCGAGGAACGCCUGAUGCCGUCCAUCGAAGGCAAGAAAAACUAGUUAACAGAAAAACCUACGCGCUGGCCAGUCCGCUUGAGACAAUUGGUGAAGGAACUAAGUUACGCUUGUAUGAUGGCAGCCAGCGGCAGAUGUUAUCGCCACUGACUUUACAUAUGAAAACAAAUGAAGCUACCCCUGAGAAAGUAAACAGCAGCGACAGUAAAGCAAAGGGCUUAGGUGUUGUGCAGAAGUUAGAUUUCUUGACUUCAGCUUGCGAGCUUUUGUUGGAGGCGAAUGCCAAAGAAAUGGCUCGAGAUCGUGGGCAAACAAGUUCGGAGAGUUCUCGGGAAACCCCAACUAUUGACGAAUCCUCUCGAACCUUGCCGAAGACUCCUAAUGAAAGUAAAGAAUCUGAUCGCCGUACGUAUUCGUUAGACAUCGUCUCGCGGACUGUUGACGACGCCACAGCGGCAGGGAUCCCAGUUGUAGAAGCUCUAAAAAGUGUGACACCUGUGGCCAAAGCAAAUACAACUUACAGAACUAAUCUAAUGCGACUGAAUUCCAAAUCCGACUCGGAACUCAUUCACGAUGAGACCGAGAAAAAGUCGUCGGAGAGGAACACUCAUUCCCUUGGGGACGUGUCAAAGACGCUUUCAGACAAGACGAAAGCUGGGAUUCCUGUCAUACAAGCCCUGGAUCAACUUGCCAAGGAUUUGGUGGAAUUUUCAAGAACUGCGCUGGGCGAGGAUGUGAAGGUUUUCUCUCUUGGGAAAGAACACCGAAAGAGAAAACGCCAUUCGGAAGUUAUUGUUCGCAGUAAUAAAACAGCUGGUCAGCAGUCACCACACCCUUCCACUCAAGGACCACCUAACUCCUCACCCAUGCGAAAAGCUCAUUCGUUAAAUGAUAUAGCUUCUGCUGUGCAACUAGCAUUUCAAACUGGUACUUCUUUAGCGGACCUUUUAGACAGUAUUGCAUCCGAAAAACCUGUCGAACAGCUUUCAUCUUCGCGUGACGUCCGACCGCGAUCGGUCGAUUCCGGAUUUAUCUCGUCACUUUCCGACUACGAUAUUUCGUCACAAAGUGUGGAUUCGCCGCGCAACCGAAGUAACACGCUCAUUCUUGAUAGCUCGAACGAAGAACUAGAUUUGGCAAAACUCGUGGGUCCUGCACCAAGCGACAAAAUUGUUCUCACCGAAGACACGACGAUCAACGAAAACCGUCGAACGUUCACACUUGAUCACGUGAGCGGCUCGGUAGAACAAGAAGUUUCACGGGGUGUACCUAUAAUCGAGGCUUUGAAAAAAGUCUCAAACAACUGUGAGAUGAAAAUGCAAAUAAGUGAAAAGAUCGAAAGUAUAGAUAACACUGAGAAUAAAUCGAGAGAAAUUUCAGAAGAAACCGUGAUUAACAACUCUGUGAAAAAGAAGUCGCCUCCGAAGCCUAAACGACAAAUAUCAAAGAAAACUGCGUCACUGCGAACUAAUUCUGACGCGUUUGUGGUUGAGUUUUACUCCUCAAGCGGUCAGCAGGGUCAAAAUACGUCCAAAUUUCAGAUUGUGGACAAUGAAGUUGAAGAAGUGAAUGUCAGUAAUGAUGAAUCUAACGUGAAAAACUCUGACGGGAAAGCGCAAGUGAUUGAAGAUAAAUCUAACGAUACUUCGUCGUCGUCAGAUAAGGUUCCUGCAAAGGGGCUUAAACCUGUAUCUACAAGCACACCCUCACGAGAACGUGCCACUUGGCGCGCAAGUGGAAGCGUUCUGGACAAGAUUGAGAGUCUAAUGGAUGCUGAAGGGGAUUGUGGGAUGUCACCUGCGGAUGUUCUUGAUCAAGUAACUGACUUACCUGAUGAUUUUCAAGGUUUGUUUGAAAUGGAAAGUAGAACCUGAUAGUUCCAUUAGUGAUCAGGUUCAAACCUUUGAUAACUCAUUAAAGGUUAAACCAAAGGCUUUGUUUUUUAAUGACUACAGCAAAUUGUUGUUAGCGAAAGGAGUCUCUUGUAGUCAUGAUUUUGCAGACUCAGGGCUGUUUGCAAAUGUAAUGGUAAAAAGUCAUGUUAUUUUCUUCUUGUUUUCUGUUCAGAACCAGCCAGUAAGAGUCGCGUAACUUAACAGUUUAAUAUAACGUUUUGACUUUUUGGCGUGAAAAUGAUGCUCGAAUUACAUGAAGAAGUCUCUCAGCCGUGUGGCGCUCCUUGGAACAUUCACCAGGGUCACUCUUCGUCACGGGAGGCGCUGGCCUGAUGUCUAGCGUGCUGAACUCCAGACGAAGAGAUCUGGGUUCAAUACAUGGCUAGGUCAUUGUGUAGUGUUCUUGGGCAAGAUGCUUUACUGUUAUAGUAAAUCUUCUCUUCCCCCCCCCCCUCCGGUAGAAAUUUAAUGAAAUCCUGGUGGUGGGGAUGGGGGUUUCCUGCAAUGGGUGAUUGUCUCCCCUCAUCACCUCUUGAAGGAGUGCUAAGCACUCAAAGAUGAUUUUAAUCAAUGUUUUGCUCUUAGGUGAGAUUGAAGAGCCGGAACAGGACGAAGCCGAAAAUGAACAAGCUGUUACAUCACAGAUCGCCUAUCUGCGCAUGCAAUUGGAGGAAAAACGGCGUCACAUCGAGGCAGAGAAACAUCGAGCCCAGGCCGAGUGGGAAGAUCAGCGACGGAAACUGGGACAGACUGCCUUUUGGUAUGUUAUUGGAAAGGCACAAGGAGGUCCGGGCGUCGGAGAAGGGACUGAGGUGAGUGAGUAAUUUGGAAAUCAUCGUGUUCUGCGUAGCCGACAUUUGGUAAAGUUUUACAACCGUUAAUUUGGUUAGAUUUGAUUGUUUGAAUAGUAAUGAAGAAUACAAGCGCACAAACCGAGCUUACGCUCCUUGAGAUUCCUAGAUCAGGAGAAUUCUCUUCAUCGUAAAUACUUUUUAAACUCCUAGGUAAAGCGUUCGGAGAUGGUUCCGGUCACGACGCCUCAUUCCCACGAAACACCGAGAAAGCCUGUGCCCGAGUUUCCCAAUCAACCCUCGCCUCCCGUCGCUUGGUCGUCCCCAGCAAACUCUCCGUUGCCUGCUACUGCACUGGAGUCCAGUCCUCCAAACAAUGCAGGGCUUGAGACUCGUGAAUUUCGUCUGUCUGAUUAUCCACCAGUUGAUAAUCAGGGAACAGUGCGCCCGUCAUCACAGCCAGCGGUUGAAGUCGGUUCCAGGCCCACGCCGGGACCAACACGUCCAGCUUCACACGAACCAGCGGCUUCCCGCCCCAGUCCUACGCGAAAGUGCUGGGAUGUGAAUGUUGGGCCAGUACUUACACCGCCGCCAUUGGUCCAUCCUGACGCAGAAUCCGAGAGUAAUGACGCUAAAGAAGAAUCGAACAACUUUGGAGGUACAGGAGAGAUUGAGGUUGAGAUUCACACCCCGCAGAAGAAAGGAAUGGCGAUGUUUAUCAGCGAUGACGACAAUCUUGCGCCUCAGGUAAAGUAUUUGGGACAGGAAGGUUAGCUUAGGCGGGAAAUUGCAGAAGAACCAAUCCUCUCAUGAAAACUUGACCUUUUCAAUCCUUAUGUCUUUGUUUUCUUCAUCAAUACAGGGAUUGACUCCAGAACAACAACGGAAGCGAGAGAGGUUCAUGAAGGCUCGGCAAAAGAAGCAAGCAGAGGAGAAAUCACGAAAGGAGGCAGAAUUAGAGAAAAAGAGGCGGUAAAUGGAGUUACAUAAUUUUUAAAGACCAAGAAUAUAAUCAGAAAUGACCUUUAACUCAGUUUUUAUAAUUUCCACGCUGAAUUUUAAAUGUCAACCUCUCUCUUAGUCUAUUUGGCUUUCAAACAAGUAUGACUCAAAAAAUAGGGCAAAUAGCAAAUAGCAAAUGGAGCAAAAUUCAACUGUGUGCCAAAAGGAUUCCGGGAUUGCUCUGGUUUAACUGAACCAAUCAGAUGCCAAGCUGAAAUUAACCGUCACUUGGUCGCCCCCGUUUUCCCGCGCUUUAGGCUGUCGAGUCUUCGUUGUCUAUUCUGAUAUUUUACUCUGAUCUGAUUGGCUGAUGGUAUUGCCUAAAUACUUUUUUUCCAUUUUAAAGGAGAGAAGAGAAACAACGUGAGAAAGAAAUGCUUCAGAGAAUGGAAGAGGAGAGGUUACGUCAAGAGGAAACAGAACGACGAAAAGCCGAGCAGGAACUGAGACUUAGAGAGGCCCAGGCUCAGCCCGCUCGAAUCCCAGACUCGUACGCCACUUUUCGUCGUGCAGGCCCCCAACAUGUAUAUGAUGUCAAUGAUGACACCUCCACUUACUUAGCGCCAGCUCCGUCGCAACUUUCUGGUUUUGCGGAAUUUAGUGGUACGUUUUAAACUUGUUGAUUGUGUUGGGAGUUGUUUGAGAAUACAGACUGAACAUAGCUGUUAAUUUGUCUUUUGUCAGGUCCACAGUGUUAUGUAAAACCGAGCGGCAAGUCUAACAGAAAAAUAAUCGUUAAUGCCAUCUCCCACGUGUGUUUGUCAGGCACAGUGAACCAAGAUCAGAAGGAAAAAUGUCUACAGGUUUGUAGAGAUGUUAUCCUUUUCCGUGGGGUUGUUAAACCCUUUACAUCCUAACAUCAGUAUGUAUAUUCUCCACACUUUUCUUCAUACAUUUUCUAAGGUGCUGACAAGGAGAAUUUGUUUAACAAUCAAGCGCUUCUUUACUUGGUGAUCAUAUCCUUAAUUCUCAUGACCUUAAUGUAUGAUUCAGUGGUGAUAUUGUAAGAAGAAUAAGACGCUAGUCACUUUAACAUGUCAAAGGAUUAUACCUUUCACCUUCAGAAAUAUUCAGAAGCUGAAUUCUCUUUACGAGUUCAAUACUCUUUCAAACAGACAGAUAAACUGCCAGGAUCUGUGGUCCUUGUAAUGGAUGGAGUAAUUAAUACCUUUUGCGUCUUUUUUUUUUUUUUUUUCAGGCUAUCUCAGAAUCUGAUGGCCAUCACUUCAUGAUUUUAUUCAAAGACGGUCUGAAGUUCCGAGGGAUGUAUGUGCACAACCUUGAAAACGAUCAGGUUAAUACUUGUUCCUUUGUUGAUCCUAGUUAUCCUGUGCUUCAUUGUAAGAUGUUCUCGAGCCUCAACAGAUCUCCCCGACUCUUGCAAAGAUAAAAUAUCCCCCCUUUUGUAUUACUAAAGGCUUUUUGAUUUCCGGAGGGGGGAAAGUUGUGUAGAACGGAGUAACGUCUUGUCCUCUUAGUUCUUUGUUUGAUCCUUUUAAAGCCUUUGGAGAAGACAGUUUUUUUGUUUUCUUGAGUAACAAGCAUCUUAAAGUAGAAGGAACUUCCUGAAUACAUAAUGCAGGUAAAAGCGCUCUAAGUAAAGAACUAAUUUUUCGGAGAUUGUUGUAGUUUCGAGGUGAAAUCUUACCUUAAUGACGUUCUGUUCACAGCUGUUCAAAAUCUUUGGAAUAGGACCUCGUGUUAUCACAAACAAAAUGAUUGAAAGUCUUUACAAGUAAGUAAGACAUAUGUUUGUGUUUCUUUGUACUGGUGGCCUAAUGGGUAGCGUGCUGGACUUGGACGCGAGAGAUCCGGGUUCGAAACCAGGCCGAAUUAUUGUAUUUUGCCUCUGGGUAAGACGCCUUCUCGCGGUGCCUUUCUCACUGAGUUGUAUGAAAAGCUACUGAAAAAUUGUCAGUUAAACCUGACAAAAUGCUCUGGUGUUGCCUUGGAUGGUGUAGAGGGGUUGUAGUUCUCCUAUUCGUUCACGCUACUGAAACCGAGUCGGCUAAGGCAGCACUACGAGUCAAUUUCUAAAGCAAACCUUAUUUUAUCAUUUUACCACAAAAACGUAGCUUAAUCAUUUUGUUUUUUGUUUUUAUCUAAGGUAUAACAGUGGAGGCAAAGAAUUUACGAAGAUCCCGUCCAAGACUUUAUCAAUUUCUGUAGACGGCUUCGCGAUCCAGAAAUCUUGUUGGAAUACCAGUAAACCUGUUGUACAAUCUAAGACAUCCUCCAACCUCAAGAGACCUCCCCGACCCCCGCAGAGAUGAAAUCCCUUUCCCCCCGUGCUACCGCUUUAGGCUUUUUUAAUUUCUGAGGGGAAAGGAGAAAGAUUUACGUUCUUCUUGCGUUUUGUUACUUCCUUUCGUGUUUUUUAGGUAGCUGACAUUGUUAAUUCAACACGGGAGUAUUCCCGCUGUGAAAAAUGUGCACAUUAGAACCCUAGGAUUGUAGUUGAAAGGUGUUCCUCUUAAAAAUAUCUUUGCGCUGUUAUGGGAAAAAAGAAACGUUUAGGUUAAAAACAACUCUCAUCCUAAAACUCCCUAUAUAAUCCAUUCAUCACCUUCGUGUCGAAUAUUUUGCUCGCUAAUGUGACGCCAGCAGAGAUGGUCACCAGGUGUGUUGACCUUACGAUUCACAUACUGCGUGCGAGGUCAAAUUGAUAAAACUUUUGAUGCUUUCAAGAUCGUUAAAUUACUUAAAGCAUCCCUCUGUUCCCUCUUGUCAUGAGAGAGGAACAGUCAUCCUUUACAACUGCCCCGCCUUUCAUGCAAGUUGUGACUAAUCCAAAACCGAACGCAGGGAUAAAAACGCAGCUUCGACGAGGGUGAGAAACUGCACACAUUUUUGAAGGAGGAAUCAACAAAGAGAUCGUGGUUCACAAACAAGUUAUAGAAAUAUUUAUUGCUUCUAAUUAUUAAGGAAGCUAUUUAAAAUACAAUAUGUUAUUGUUAAAAGAUACUUUGACCGACCUUGAAAGAAGUGAAUUUAAAUAUUUUUAGUAGUUAUACUUACGGAAAGGUUAUAAACUCAGUAUGAGAACGAAGUUUGUGUGGAAAUAUUCCACUUUAGUGUCAUAUGUUACAAAAAGAGCGAAAGAUCCGUGAAGGGAAAGAAUUAAAAGGAUA
Molecule: messenger RNA, 25264 nt
Organism: Pocillopora meandrina
Lineage: Eukaryota; Metazoa; Cnidaria; Anthozoa; Scleractinia; Pocilloporidae
Source: the annotation of a GenBank genome assembly